GUUAAGACAUCCUCUGAUCGAGACGUUUGUCUAAAAAGUUAUUAAUAUUAUUAAUACUACUUUUUAGUGAAGACUGAAAAUGGCUUUUCAGAUAAAGAACUUAUUCUCGCGUUUAUAUAAAACAGCGUUUGAUAUCAUAUUAUAUACACUAAUAUUGUCCACAAUAUUGGCAUUACUUCCGAGCAAUUUGUUUGUCAACUUUCCGUUGGAACCGAAGAGUCAUGUGUUGAACAUUCCCGACAAAGUGGACAAUUGGAACAAUUUGUUGGUCGAAAAAAGUGAAUUCUUGCUCAACGGUGUGAUCGUCGGACCAGAAUCUCUGGCCAAUAAAGACAACUUCAUAUAUACCGGUCUCGCAGACGGAAGACUCGUUGAGAUUAAUAAGAAGACCCUUAAGACCAGAGAUAUCGCACGUUUUGGGACUAAACUUUUAUGCGGAAAGGAAGACAUGGCUGACUGCGGAAGAGUUCUUGGGGUUCGGUUUCAUAGAGACAACUACUUGUAUGCAGUCGAUUACGUGAACGGAUUGUUUCGGGUGAAUGUGACCACUGGUGCCAAAGAGUUGAUUGACUUCAAGAAUCCUGAAAUUAACGGCUUUUAUGACGAUUUGGCUUUUGAUCCUAAACUGAAUAUCGUUUACGUAUCGAUUAUGACCACCAAAUGGCAAUUAAAUCAAGUUAUAUAUGGAUUAUUAGAUUCUGAUGAAACGGGUUAUGUGUUUGCCUACAAUUUGGACACUAAGAGAAGCACUAUAUUAAGGACUGGACUUAAAUUUGUAAAUGGACUUCAAAUAAGUGCUGACAAUAAAUACCUUUUAGCCGCCGAA
This is a messenger RNA of Medioppia subpectinata, 826 nucleotides long. The record is from the annotation of a GenBank genome assembly. NCBI's taxonomy places the organism in Eukaryota, Metazoa, Arthropoda, Arachnida, Sarcoptiformes, Oppiidae.